CAAUCACAUUGCUCACAGCUUCCUCCUCCCUCGACGACGAAUGGGGUUGACGUGACAACGAAGAUGGAAGUGACCCGUUUGGACUUCUACAUCGGUCUCUCGCUGGCUGUGAGCUCCAGCGCGUUCAUCGGCACCAGUUUCAUCCUGAAGAAGAAAGGCCUGCUGCGAUUGGCCGGCAAAGGUUCAAUGCGAGCAGGUCAAGGGGGGUAUGCUUACCUGAAGGAAUGGCUGUGGUGGGCAGGACUAAUUUCAAUGGCAACUGGAGAGGCCGCCAACUUCGCUGCAUACGCAUUUGCACCGGCCACACUGGUGACUCCUCUUGGAGCGUUAAGUGUACUUGUCAGUGCUGUGCUGUCUUCCUACUUUCUGAAUGAGCGGCUGAAUGUGCAUGGGAAGAUUGGCUGUUUGCUGUGCGUCUUGGGCUCCACCGUGAUGGUGAUUCAUGCCCCGCAGGAGGAGGAGGUUGCCUCCCUCACUGCCAUGGCUGAGAAGCUCAGAGACCCAGGUUUCAUUGUGUUUGCUGUGUGCGUUGUUGGAUGCAGCCUGGUUCUAAUCUUUGCUGUGGCUCCGCGGUUCGGACAGAAGAAUGUGCUGGUCUACAUCCUGAUCUGCUCUGUGAUUGGCUCCCUGUCUGUGUCUUGUGUCAAGGGCCUGGGCAUUGGCAUUAAGGAGCUGUUUGCUGGGACAGCAGUGCUGAAGGAACCCCUGUUCUGGUCCUUAGUCAUCUGCCUGAUAAUCUGCGUGAGCGUUCAAAUAAAUUACCUGAACAAAGCCCUCGACAUCUUCAACACCUCGUUAGUCACACCCAUCUACUAUGUCUUCUUCACCACCUCUGUCAUGGCCUGUUCAGCCAUUCUCUUCAAGGAAUGGCUGCGCAUGACCGCUGACGGAGUAGUUGGAACAAUUAGUGGGUUCCUCACCAUCAUUUUGGGGAUCUUCCUCCUCCACGCCUUCAAGGACAUUACGUUUAGCUGGGAUUCCCUCCCACUCUACUUGAGGAAGGGUCCUCUGGGCUUUCCAUGGGGGCAGAGGCCUUAUUUGGCUCUUCCCAGCCACGAAGCCCAAGGAGAAGAUGAGAUUAAAUUUCCCAGAGAAGGUAGCUCAAAGGACGGCUGGGGAACGCACCAGAGAGCUCCUUAAGGAGGACCAAUAGUCUCGUCACUGCGGAGAAAUUCAAACCACAGAUCACAGCCUCACAAAGUACAUUUUCUCUCACGUCUGUCUUACACAAUGCAGUGGAGCAAACUGUUCCUGUCAAUAUACAUUGUCAUUCUGUUUGAAAUGAUGGGACAUUUACAUCUUUAGAUUAGAAACAAUGGUUUUGUGUUCAUUACACUCAUCUGUAUUUUAAUAAAUUAUAUUAAGUGGAAAGAUGAAUGUAAAUUAUACAUAUUAGCCCGCCUUAACCAGAUUGUGCCUUCAGCUACUGAAAACAAAAGCCUUAUUUUAGGUCUGCACUUUUAACUUAGCAUAUAUGGUGUUGUACCAAUGUGGAGGCAAACAAAAUAAUUUGCCCCGAAUGCAUUUCAAUCACUUGUUUUUAAGUUUGAAUAAUUCUCUCUUGAGUUAAUGCAAUACCUCAGUAUUAUAUACAAACCACACCAAAGAACGUCCUUUCCUGUGUGGAUUAAUCCUCAACGUGUGCCAAGCUGUAACACGUCUCUGGUGUAACUGAAAUGUGUGUAUAUUAUUAAAAUUGAAUUAUAACAUUACUUGACAA
Messenger RNA from Pungitius pungitius (ninespine stickleback), 1720 nucleotides. RefSeq lists its product as uncharacterized. Gene Ontology annotation, biological process: magnesium ion transport. The record is from RefSeq and is a predicted model, not a curated record. Gene Ontology annotation, cellular component: membrane. NCBI's taxonomy places the organism in Eukaryota, Metazoa, Chordata, Actinopteri, Perciformes, Gasterosteidae. Bases 64 to 1140 code for a protein of 358 amino acids. The transcript is spliced from 6 exons. Gene Ontology annotation, molecular function: magnesium ion transmembrane transporter activity.